AUGGACUCCUGUGUGAUACCUCUUAGACAUCGGGGACUGUCCCUGGUUCAGACCACAGACUUCUUUUAUCCAUCGGUGGAAGAUCCCUACAUGCAGGGACGCAUUGCCUGUGCCAACGUGCUGAGUGACCUGUAUGCCAUGGGGAUCACCGAGUGUGACAACAUGUUGAUGUUACUUAGUGUCAGUCAGAAGAUGACGGAGGAGGAGAGGGAGAAGGUCACACCCCUCAUGAUAAAAGGCUUUAAAGAUGCGGCUGAAGAAGGAGGCACAUCUGUAACUGGCGGCCAGACGGUGGUUAAUCCUUGGAUUAUCAUUGGUGGAGUGGCUACAGUGGGUUUGCCAGUCAAACGAAUUCAUCAUGCCACAGAACGCAGUUCCGGGGGAUGUCCUUGUGCUGACGAAACCUCUAGGCACACAAGUGGCUGUGAAUGCACAUCAGUGGUUGGAUAAUCCUGAGCGCUGGAAUAAGAUCCGUCUAGUAGUGACCAGAGAAGAUGUGGAGCUUGCAUAUCAGGAAGCUAUGUUUAAUAUGGCUACCCUUAACCGUACAGCUGCAGCUUUGAUGCACACUUUUAAUGCCCAUGCUGCCACGGAUAUCACUGGAUUUGGAAUCUUGGGCCAUGCACAGAACCUAGCACAACGACAGCACAGUGAGGUCAGCUUUGUUAUCCACAAUUUGCCCAUUAUAGCCAAAAUGGCUGCCAUCACAAAAGCCUGUGGAAACCGAUUUAGUUUACUUCAAGGAACAUCAGCAGAGACAUCUGGGGGCUUGCUCAUCUGCCUUCCCCGAGAGCAGGCUGCUCGCUUCUGUGCAGAGAUCAAAUCGCCAAAGUAUGGAGAGGGACACCAAGCAUGGAUUAUUGGCAUAGUGGAAAAAGGAAACCGGUCGGCCCGGAUUAUUGAGAAGCCACGAAUCAUUGAGGUGACUCCAAGAGGAGCUGGGAGUAGUGAUAGCAGCAGCACUACACAGAGCUUUGAUGGACAAUGUUAA
Molecule: messenger RNA, 991 nt
Organism: Staurois parvus
Lineage: Eukaryota; Metazoa; Chordata; Amphibia; Anura; Ranidae
Source: the annotation of a GenBank genome assembly